AUGUCCUCUUUUGAUCCCGAUACUCUUCCCACGCCUUCGUCAUCGUCACGACCAAAAGGAACGCCUUCGAUUACACCGAGAAGAUUCAAUCGGUUCUGGCAGCCUAGACACGCCCAAACUCAGCCGUUGCCAAAGUUUAGGACUGCUCUUGGUAGCUUGGAUGAGGCCGACAUCAACCAGCAACCCAUCUCACCUCAAUCGCUCUUUAUUCCUUCAUCUCCGACAGAAAGAUUUCAAGAUGAUUCACGGAAGAGGAAGCUUCAGACCGAUGAGUCGGAGACGGACGGCGGUUUCAAGAGGCCAACUCUCAACCUGGAUGAUAUGCCACCACUUCGAUUGACUCGAUCAAGCAGCACAAAUUUACUCAAUCAGGACGAUUUAAAAGCGUCUGGUAGUUUUUCCAGUUCUUUUAGUUCGGAAAAUCUCGAUAGCUGUAGAAAAGCUACUCUGAGCAGUUUCUUCAAGACUAGUCGUGGAGCUGCUAGAACCUCUAAGAAAGGAAAUUCUGUUACUACUACUCAAAUUGUCUCCGAAGAACCUCAGCUUGAUACAGAGCUAGUCGACUACGCACCCAGACCAAUUAGAAAAUUCGCCAAUAGAGGCUUCGACUCUCAAUUACUCAAUCGCGAACAUGGAUUUGGAUAUUCGGCCGGCCAGUCGCUUCUUCACACACCAGCUUGCGACCCCCGAGUUGAAACAGCCCGGUUUCACAGCCGUUGUAUCGAUUCGCACGAGUUAUUCGCUCCUGACAGCGACAGCCACACCAUUCCUUUCUGCCUCGCCAGUACUCACAAUGCUAAUGUGACGGCCCUUGGUGAUGAAGAAGGCUGUGUUAGAUUCUUCGACACUUCUCCAAACGACGAUCCCAGUGUCGAUAAACAGCUGGGUGUUCAUAACAUCCAUGAUAAUGCUAUCUGGGACAUGGACUUUUCUCAUGAUGACAUGCGUCUUGCGACUACAGCUGGUGAUGCAGGUUUAGUUAUGGACGUCACGACCAAGACUGUGGCGGCCAGACUCUCCGAAGGUCAUCUUAGCUCAACUCGUCAGAUUGCUUGGCAGGAAGGGCAAUCAGUUGGUAAUGUGCUAACUACCUCGGAUAAGGCUGGCCGUAUCCGACUGUGGGACUUGCGAUGUGCAUCUUCUCAUGUGAGAAGCUUUUCGACGGUGAGUUAUGAUGAGUCAGGUCGUCGAACUGUCACCAUGCGAGAUGAGACUUCCAGACCACUGCAAGCAAUGACUGCAAACACUCUUGACAACACACAUGAACGUAAUGCGCAUGGAAAGGUUUCUGUUGCUUCCGUCACCGCUAUCCAAUGGCUUCCCGCUGGUCGUGAACACCUUCUACUCUCUGCCUCUGAAGCAGAGGCUGUAGUCAAGCUCUGGGAUCUCCGAUACAUCAACCGUCGACACCAAGAAAAGAGUAUCCCCUUGUCCUCCACAGCCGUACCCUCGAAUCACGCUUGGCGCUCCUACGGCAUCACUUCUCUAGCCCUCAGCAGUGAUGCCAGCCGUAUGUACGCAGUCUGCAAAGAUAGCACUAUCUACGCAUACUCCAUGGCCCAUCUCAUGCUCGGCCACGCUCCCGAACUUAAGGACGACGCUACUAAACGAAGGCCUGUUGCUUCUCAAGGUCUAGGACCCCUUUAUGGUUUCAAGCAUGAUUCGUUUGCUGCGCGAACGUUCUUCGUCAAGUGUAGCAUGCGACAGAAGGGUCUUUCUCACUCAUCUGAUCUCCUCGCUGUUGGCAGCUCUGAGUCUUCAGUCGUACUUUUCCCUACAGAUGAACGGUAUCUUCGCUCAGCCUGCGCCCAGCGCGCUCAUCUCCUUGAUCACCCAGGAUCCGCCCCUACACCCUCCCGCUCCUUCUCAUCCAACGCCGGCGCCGAACCCAGCUCGUCUACAAUCCCAAUCUUCCGCAACGGCACGGCCCUUGUAAACGGCCACACACGUGAAGUUAGCAACGUCAGCUGGAGCCAUGACGGCAAACUGGUUAGUGCGUCUGACGAUCACCUCGUCCGACAGUGGCAGGAAGAUGAAGGCAAAGCUCGUUACUUCAGACAGAUUGGCGACUUUGGUGGUGAGCGAUUCAAUGCGGGCUGGGCAGACGUAGGUGACGACUGGGAUGUUGAUGAUGAUGAGUAA
Molecule: messenger RNA, 2142 nt
Organism: Fusarium coffeatum
Lineage: Eukaryota; Fungi; Ascomycota; Sordariomycetes; Hypocreales; Nectriaceae
Exons: 3
Coding region: 1-2142 (713 amino acids)
Biological process (GO): proteasome-mediated ubiquitin-dependent protein catabolic process
Cellular component (GO): nucleus
Molecular function (GO): protein binding; protein-macromolecule adaptor activity
Source: RefSeq, a predicted model, not a curated record